AUGUGGAAGGAGCCGCGGCAGCUGGAGGGGAGAGAGGGAGCUGUGGUGAGGCGCAUGCUGCACCAUAUUGCUGCCCUGUACACGCAAGCCAUCAGCGGUCCUCCAGAACCCCCUCUCGAACCUGUGCAAUCGAAGCGCUCGCAAGAGGACUGGGACAGGGACAGCAGGCAGGGAGUCAAACGGGUGUCUGUGUGGGCAGGCAGACUAGAGCAGCGCAGACAGGAGGUGCUAGAAGAGAAGAAAUGCCGGGAAGCCCUCAGGAAAAGAAUAAUACCACCGUAUUUUGCGUCUGAAUUUGGCAAAGCAUUCUUGCUCACUCAGGUUCCAGAUAUGGAAUCUCUGUCCAGAGAGCUACCACCAUUCCCAAAAACGGAAACAACAACAGAAUCUGUGAAUGAAAUGCCAAACGCUGCUACAGCCGUAAAUGCGCGCAGACCCGUGAUUCCGACAGCAGAAGGCAGCGUGCCCUCCGGUAACUGA
Molecule: messenger RNA, 480 nt
Organism: Lepisosteus oculatus (spotted gar)
Lineage: Eukaryota; Metazoa; Chordata; Actinopteri; Semionotiformes; Lepisosteidae
Source: RefSeq, a predicted model, not a curated record